Molecule: messenger RNA, 1614 nt
Organism: Brettanomyces bruxellensis
Lineage: Eukaryota; Fungi; Ascomycota; Pichiomycetes; Pichiales; Pichiaceae
Exons: 2
Coding region: 1-1614 (537 amino acids)
Biological process (GO): tRNA pseudouridine synthesis; mRNA pseudouridine synthesis
Cellular component (GO): nucleus
Molecular function (GO): pseudouridine synthase activity; RNA binding
Source: RefSeq, a predicted model, not a curated record
AUGCAAAUAAAAGAAGACACAGAAAUAAAGGCGACAGGAGAUGCUCAACAAACAAAUGAUCAACAGACUUCUGCCGCUGAGAAGAAUAUUACUUCGCCAAAACAUGAGACGAAUGUCGAUGACAGGGAACAAGAAGGCUCAAGAAGGGAUCCCUCGAACAGAUGGCUUAGAACAAGGAAAAGCGAUUACGAUCUCCCAGAUGCAAAACGACACAAGGGUGAAUUCAAGGACAAGCGUGCAUUAACAUCUGAUGGAAAACCAAUGUUCCCAAAUGAGAAGAGGAAACCUAAGAAGAAGGUUGCAUGUCUGAUUGGCUAUUGCGGUGCUGGAUAUCACGGUAUGCAGAUCAAUCCUCCGAACAAAACAAUUGAAGGAGAUCUUUUCAAGGCAAUGGUUGAUGCAGGAGCAAUUUCGAAAAACAACUCGAAUGACUUGAAGAAAUCUGGCUUUAUGCGUGCAGCAAGAACAGAUAAAGGAGUUCAUGCUGCCGGUAACGUUAUUUCCCUGAAGAUGAUUGUUGAAGAUGAAGAUGUGGUUGAAAAGAUCAAUCAGGCUCUACCAGAGCAGAUAAGAGUUUGGGGAUAUCAGCGAGUCAACAAAUCUUUUGACUGCAGAAAAAUGUGCUCUUCUCGUAUAUACGAGUAUCUCAUGCCAACAUAUUCAUUUCUUCCUCCACGUUUGAACUCGCCACUUUAUAAGCUGGUUAAGAGAAUGCAGGCGGACCAUCCAGAGAACAUUAGGGUUGAUGCAGAUGGGGAAAAGUUUUGGGUGGACUUGUUAGGGAAGUUGGAAGCUGCUGGAAUCGACCAGAAUCAACUGGAUCAGAUUACUGAGGCCAACAGAGAGGACAUCCCACUUACAGUUCCUCUUCAAAUUGCCUCGGAGACCGUUAAGAAGUUUUCAGGUGAAGCCAGAGAGAAGUACAGAAUCAAGAAAGAGAAGUUGGACGUAUUCAGAGAUACCAUGAAGCUAUACGAGGGAUCGCACAACUUCCACAAUUUCACCAACGGCAAGGAUUUCCGUGAUCCUUCGGCAAAGAGAUACAUGAAGAAUAUAACGGUAAGCGAACCAUUUGUUAUCGGCAAUCUGGAAUGGGUCUCGAUUAAGAUUCAUGGUCAGUCCUUCAUGCUCCACCAGAUUAGAAAGAUGAUCGGUCUUGCUAGUUUAAUCGUGAGAACCGGUUGUCCGAUCGAUAAAAUUAGAGAAUCGUUCAGAAUGCCCAAGGUGAAUAUUCCAAAAGCUCCAGCUCUUGGAUUACUUUUGGAAAGACCAGUUUAUGAUGGAUUUAAUGAGAAGUUGAAGAGCUAUGGUCACGAUCCAAUUACGUUCGAUAAGUUCACCGAUAAGAUGGAGGCUUUCAAGAAGAAGUUCAUCUACUCCAAGAUUUAUGAGCAGGAGGAAAGCGAGCACACAUUCCAUGGAUUCUUUGGCUUCAUAGAUUACUUUACCGGUAAUGAGGCAUCCAACCAAGGUUUGGCUAUUUUCGACUUUGUUACACAGGGGGAGAUUAAUGGUGAGAUCAAGAAUGAUGCCAAAGAGACAGGUGAGAAGGCAGAUGAGAAGAUAGAGAAUACAGAGAAUGUGGAGAACAAACCUGAGGAUAAAACAGAAUGA